ACCUGGGGCCAACAAUAGUGGCUAAGCUUACUUCAUAUCUUCGUGCCUUGGCUUAUUAGUGGGUGCAAUAGAUAUCACUCAUUCUUAACCGUUUAGUACAACUUCACAUUUUAGAAGAAAAACUCUCUUUUGCUGCAGCAGAGGAGGAAAAAGCAUGGCUGCACAAGCUUUGGUAUCAUCAUCGUCUCUUACCUUCUCAGCGGAGGCUGCAAGACAAAGUCUUGGAGCAAGAUCACUCCAAUCUCCUAUUGGAUUCUCCAAAAAAGGCUCCUUUAUUGUUAAGGCAGCUUCCACUCCCCCUGUCAAGCAAGGAGCAGAUAGACCUUUGUGGUUUGCAUCAAAGCAGAGUCUUUCUUACUUGGAUGGCAGUCUUCCCGGUGACUAUGGAUUUGACCCUCUGGGACUUUCAGACCCAGAAGGAACAGGAGGGUUCAUUGAGCCCAGAUGGCUAGCAUAUGGAGAGAUCAUCAAUGGUCGUUAUGCAAUGUUGGGAGCAGUUGGUGCCAUAGCACCUGAAAUUCUUGGAAAGCUUGGUCUGAUUCCUCCUGAAACAGCACUGCCAUGGUUCAAAACGGGUGUGUUUCCACCUGCAGGAACAUACAACUACUGGGCGGACCCCUACACACUCUUCGUGUUUGAGUUGGCACUUAUGGGAUUUGCGGAGCACAGGAGAUUCCAAGAUUGGGCCAAUCCUGGAUCAAUGGGGAAGCAGUAUUUCUUAGGACUAGAGAAAGGUCUUGGAGGUUCUGGUGACCCAGCUUACCCUGGAGGACCUUUCUUUAACCCUCUUGGUUUUGGCAAAGAUGAGAAAUCCAUGAAGGAUUUAAAGCUGAAGGAAGUGAAGAAUGGAAGGUUGGCUAUGUUGGCAAUCUUGGGUUACUUUAUUCAAGCUAUUUUCACAGGUGUUGGGCCAUUCCAAAACCUCCUAGACCAUCUCGCUGACCCAGUGCACAACAACAUCUUGACCAAUCUCAACUUCUACUAAAUAUUUCGUGUUGAAUGCAUCGUCGAAGGUCGCUUAAUUUUUGGACAUUUACUGUUAUCUUCCAUUGAAGCAAAUGGAUAUAUCAACAAGGAGAAAACCAUUGAUCUACUGGGUUUUCGUUUCCGUCGUUGCUAUUGUCUUUGUUCAAAUUAGCAAUGCUUUUUAUCUUCCGGGAAGCUACAUGCACACAUACUCGAAUGGAGAUCAGAUAUAUGCCAAAGUGAAUUCCUUGACUUCUAUUGAGACUGAGCUUCCCUUCAGCUACUACAGUCUCCCUUACUGCAAGCCCCUCGGUGGCAUAAAGAAAAGUGCUGAGAAUCUUGGAGAACUCCUUAGGGGAGAUCAGAUCGAUAACUCUCCCUACCUUUUCCGCAUGAAUGUCAAUCAGUCAAUCUACCUCUGCACCACGACCCCAUUGAAUGAACAUGAGGUAAAGCUACUGAAACAAAGAACUCGUGAUCUGUAUCAAGUAAAUAUGAUCCUUGACAAUUUGCCUGUUAUGAGGUUUGCCAAUCAAAAUGGGGUUAAAAUCCAGUGGACAGGGUUCCCUGUUGGCUACACCCCGCCAGAUGGUAGUGCAGAUUACAUCAUUAACCAUCUCAAAUUCACAGUCUUGGUUCACGAAUAUGAAGGAAGUAGCGUUGAAAUCAUUGGGACUGGAGAGGAAGGUAUGGGAGUUAUUUCUCAAUCUGACAACAAGAAGGUAUCUGGAUAUGAAAUUGUUGGUUUUCAGGUUGUCCCUUGUAGCGUUAAGCGCGAUCCUGAAGUCAUGACAAAGCUCCACAUGUAUGACAAUAUUUCUUCAACAAACUGCCCAUCUGAGCUAGACAAGUAUCAACCAAUAAAAGAGCAGGAGAGGAUAUCCUUUACAUAUGAAGUUGACUUCGUGAAAAGUGAUAUAAGAUGGCCAUCACGUUGGGAUGCUUAUUUAAAGAUGGAGGGUUCCCGGGUACAUUGGUUCUCGAUCCUAAAUUCACUUAUGGUGAUUUUUUUCUUAGCUGGUAUUGUCUUUGUCAUUUUUUUGAGAACUGUGAGAAGAGACUUGACAAGGUAUGAGGAAAUGGACAAAGAGACGCAAGCUCAGAUGAAUGAGGAGCUUUCUGGAUGGAAGCUUGUUGUCGGUGAUGUCUUUAGAGAGCCUGAUUGUUCAAAGCUUCUUUGUGUGAUGGUUGGGGAUGGGGUUCAGAUUCUUGGAAUGGCUGGUGUUACUAUUGUUUUUGCAGCUCUAGGUUUUAUGUCACCAGCUUCCAGAGGAAUGCUGCUGACAGGGAUGAUAAUUUUAUAUCUUUUCCUGGGAAUUGCUGCUGGAUAUGUCAGUGUACGUCUAUGGAGGACCAUUAAGGGAACUUCGGAAGGCUGGAGAUCAAUUUCCUGGUUUUCUGCAUGCUUUUUUCCUGGAAUUGCUUUUAUUAUUCUAACAGCACUGAAUUUUCUUCUCUGGGGCAGCAAAAGUACUGGUGCUAUUCCAAUUUCGUUGUAUUUUAAGUUGCUCUUCCUCUGGUUUUGCAUUUCAGUGCCACUUACCCUCAUUGGAGGAUUUAUGGGCACAAAAGCUCCGCAGAUUGAAUAUCCCGUGCGAACUAACCAGAUUCCGAGGGAAAUUCCUGCACGUAAAUAUCCAUCAUGGCUUCUUGUUCUUGGUGCAGGAACGCUUCCAUUUGGAACCCUCUUCAUUGAACUUUUCUUUAUCCUUUCCAGUAUCUGGCUUGGGAGGUUCUAUUAUGUAUUUGGUUUCCUGUUGGUUGUUCUUCUAUUGCUAGUAAUCGUUUGUGCUGAAGUGUCAGUGGUCCUCACAUAUAUGCACCUUUGUGUGGAAGAUUGGCGGUGGUGGUGGAAAUCAUUCUUUGCGUCAGGCUCUGUUGCUCUUUAUGUCUUCUUGUACUCCAUUAACUACUUGGUUUUCGACCUGCAGAGUUUGAGUGGACCUAUCUCUGCUAUACUUUAUCUUGGCUAUUCACUGCUUAUGGCAAUCGCAAUCAUGUUAUCAACUGGAACCAUUGGCUUCCUUGUGUCAUUUUACUUUGUGCACUACCUGUUCUCAUCAGUAAAGAUCGAUUGAAGUUCCCUUUGCUAUCUCUCAUCAACUUAAGCACAAGGCAUGCUGGAAGAGGAAAUUUUCUUAAUCGUUAUAACUUCCGGUUAAUUCUUUUUGUAGCUUGAUUGCUUUGCAGCAUUUGAGUUGGGAACAGAUGCCUUGCUGAUUGCAGUAAAUAGUCGUCCCAUGAUUUUAUGUUGCUAUGUGAACUACAGUUUUUCCCCUCCUACCUGUCGCCCGUAUGUGGUUUACUCAUUUGACUAGUAUUUGAUAUCAUUUGUUUCAUGUGGUUUAGUUUAGUCAAGUUGUUUGAAGAAGUUGUAAUUGCUCAGACUGUCUCAUUCCUUAUUCAUUCAAUACUGAUUAAAAAAAUUAAAUGGAUACUUCUAAAUUUCUUCAACAUUUCUACUGUGCUUCUGGGUGUUCAUAUUAUGUUCAAGGAUUGGAAAGUGUCUUUUUCACUAACGGUAUUUUCCUAUCUUAAUUAUCCACAUAGCUUGGUAUUAUAUUAUUUUUUAUUUUUUAUUUUUUUAAUUGCUGACUGCUCGUAAUACCUCGUACAUAUUAGUCGGAGACGUGGAAUAUAUUAAAUGUACUGAAAACGACCUGUGAAAAUUCUUCUUAGGGAAAUAUAUGUCAACAAAUUGUAGGCCAGUCCAUCAGUAACUCUUCAGCAGAACUGGAUCCUGUCAUUUUCCUUUUCUGUGUUAUGAUAAUAAAGACAAAACGGGUUUAAUGUUUGUGUCCUUAUCAGUAAAUAGUUCAUAAGGAUGAUUGACUGUCGAUCUGUCUCAUACCACUAAUCUCCUCACAAAGGGAAGCCGCCCUUUCCACCAGCUCAUGCGUGAUCACUUUUUUAUGAACUCCUAUGCUGAGGGGCCACAUUUAGUUGCAACAGAAUGGCACGUGGCAUGGGAAAGAGAAUGGGUUAAUGUAGUCCUGUGGGAGUUGAAAAUAGGCUGUGUGAAGCAACUAGCGGGAGGAUAAAAGAGAGAGAACGAGGGUUGAAGUGGGGAAUUAUGAUAAAUCCAGACUUCUCUCUAUCUCUUUGAUCUAAUCUUCUCAUUCUCUUUUCUGGAACUAACAUUUCCGUUGUUUAUUUUUAGCCCCUUUUUACUGGCUUGGUUCAUUCUGUUGAUAAACAGUUAUGUCAUUUACAUAUUCGUUCAUUUGACCCAUUUGUUGCCGUUACACAUUGAUAUAAAGUCCUCGAGUGAUGCCGGCAGAUGGAGGGAAUUAGAAUAGACCAUAUUGCACGGAAAGGUAAACUGAUUUUAGGGGCAAGUAUGUCGCGGGGAAGAAAGAUCCUUGUAAGUUUUGAGACACUCUUCUGUCAGGGUUAGGCCCUCUUCUACCGCUGGUAUUAGUAUCACCUUUGUUAGGAGAUGGGUACCUUCGUUGGUUUAUAUAAAGUAAUAAAUUUACAGGUGCUUCGUAUACUUUCCUCGUUGGUUUCGUAUGAUUUUGAUAACAAUUACGCAGGAAGUGAACGAAACACAUCAAAUACGGAUCUCGGUCUGUUUCUUCUGGCUACUAUCCCUUGGCAAUCUUUUCAAUUUAUAUUGUUUAUCCAAUUUGACAAGUUACUUGAGAAAUUCUUGGCUAAAUCUUGUCUCCACAAGUUAUGCAGACUAAAUUGAUAG
Molecule: messenger RNA, 4663 nt
Organism: Abrus precatorius (Indian licorice)
Lineage: Eukaryota; Viridiplantae; Streptophyta; Magnoliopsida; Fabales; Fabaceae
Product: transmembrane 9 superfamily member 12
Exons: 4
Coding region: 1059-3044 (661 amino acids)
Biological process (GO): protein localization to membrane
Cellular component (GO): membrane
Source: RefSeq, a predicted model, not a curated record